UUGCGACUUUCACAAGCUAGGGGCGUGUGAUACCUCUUCGUGCUUUGUAAAUGGUUAACUAGCAUAUGGACAACAUAUCAUAAAACACGGCUUCAGAGACUAAAGUGAAGGUGUGAGAUUGAGAUGGAUUCUGGUACCGACCCCUCCGGACCCAUAGUGUCCAAAGGUUCUGUCAGAUCGCCACAGCCGACAGACAUCACAACCAAAAGGGCAAGCAAUAAGGGUAAAGGCAAAAGGUCCACCCUUCAGGAAGCAAGAAGAAAAGGAAGAAUGGACAGAAGCAAAGGAGAAGAAGAGCUAAGCAAUCAGCUGAAAAACAUGGAUUUGCACAGCCAGACUAAAGCUGCUGGAACAGGUCUCAUCUCCUCAGACAUUUUCACCCAGUACCACUGCCUUUGGGAUACAAGCCAUCCAGAAUGCCCGGAGAGAGUCACUACUGUGAUGGACAUGGCUGAAAAGCAGGGCCUGCUUGCCCGCUGUGUGCGGGUUGAUCCAAGAGUUGCCACUGAGGAGGAGCUGUUGCUUGUUCACACGAAAGAAUAUAUUGAGCUCAUGACGCGGACAGAGAAGAUGACGGAAGAGGAGCUGAAGUCUCUCGCUGACACCUACGACUCCAUCUACAUCCAUCCAAAUUCUUUGCAAUGUGCUACCUUAGCAGUGGGCGCUGUCCUGCAGCUCGUAGAUAAGGUGCUGACAUCAGAGCUCCAAAAUGGCUUCUCUAUUGCCAGGCCACCUGGUCAUCAUGCACAGGCUGGCCAAAUGAACGGCUACUGCAUGUUUAAUAACCUGGCAAUAGCAGCACGCUAUGCUCAGAAGCAUCAUGGGGUGAAAAGAGUCUUAAUUGUGGACUGGGAUGUGCAUCAUGGGCAAGGAAUCCAAUACAUUUUUCAAGAGGAUCCAAGUGUGCUGUACUUCUCCGUGCACCGGUAUGAGCAGGGAGCGUUCUGGCCUCACCUUAAGGACUCGGACAGCAGUGCGAUCGGCAGCGGUCCAGGAGAGGGCUACAACAUCAACCUGCCCUGGAAUCAGACGGGAAUGAAAGAUGGAGACUACCUGACGGCGUUCCACCAGCUUCUCCUUCCUGUGGCCUAUGAGUUCCAGCCAGAGUUGGUGUUGGUGGCAGCAGGUUUUGAUUCUGUGGUCGGUGACCCCAAGGGAGAGAUGUCCGCCAGUCCUCAGUGUUUUGCUGUUCUUACUCACUUGCUAAAAGGUUUAGCUCAGGGUAGACUGGUGCUUGCCCUUGAGGGAGGAUAUAAUUUGCAGUCGACAGCAAAGGGUGCCUGUGCCUGCUUGAAGUCGUUACUGGGGGAUUCCUGUCCCCACCUCAGUACGCCUGUGGCUCCGUGUAAAAGUGCCCUGAAGUCCAUCUCCGAGACCAUCACUGCCCUUUAUCCAUACUGGACCUGCCUUCAGACAUUUGAGGGAGGCCCCCUACCACAGCAGGAUGAAUCAGACGAGGACCAGCCAGAAAGCCAGCUCACUGGUCUGGUGUAUGACCAGAGGAUGAUGGAGCACCACAACAUGUGGGAUGGUCAUCACCCAGAACAGCCAAUGAGGAUCGCUCGCAUUUUCUCACGCCAUGAGAACCUGGGACUGGUUAACCGAUGCUACAGCAUACCUGCUCGCCUGGCCACAGAAAAAGAGCUGGCCCUGUGUCACAGUGAUGAGCACAUCCAGAAAAUCAAGGGCACAGAGGGCAUGAAGCCCCGAGACCUGCACCGUCUGGGAGGAGAGUACAACUCCAUCUACAUCAACAAUGAAAGCUACAAGUGUGCCCGACUGGCCGCAGGGGCCUGCUUCAACGCAGCACAGGCUGUUCUCACUGGACAGGUGAGAAACGCUGCGGCCAUUGUUCGGCCUCCUGGUCACCACGCCGAGGCGGACAAAGCGUGCGGCUUCUGCUUCUUCAACACGGCAGCACUUACCGCCCGCUACGCCCAGAGCCUCUCGCCCAGCCACAAGCCGCUGCGUGUGCUCAUCCUGGACUGGGACGUUCAUCACGGCAAUGGCACCCAGCAUAUCUUCGAGAAGGAUGACAGUGUGCUGUACAUCUCGCUACAUCGAUAUGAGGAUGGCACGUUCUUCCCUAACUCUGAGGAUGCCGACUAUGACAAAGUCGGGGAAGGCAAAGGUCGUGGCUUCAACGUCAACAUUCCCUGGAGUGGGGGGAAGAUGGGAGACUCCGAGUACCUGGCAGCCUUCCACCACAUUGUCAUGCCCAUCGCCAGAGAGUUUAGCCCAGACCUGGUGCUGGUGUCCGCAGGCUUCGAUGCUGCCCGGGGAGACCCUCUGGGAGGCUACCAGGUGACCCCGGAGGGCUACGCCCACUUCACCCAUCAGCUCAUGACCUUAGCAGCCGGAAGAGUGAUCAUCAUCCUAGAGGGUGGCUAUAAUCUGACCUCCAUCUCUGAGUCCAUGGCUAUGUGCACUAGCAUGCUACUGGGAGACCCUUCGCCACGGCUGCCGUCCCUGCCCCCUCCACAUCCCAACGCAGCCAUCAGCAUCAACAACGUCCUGCGUGCUCACGCCCCCUACUGGAGCUCUUUGAGAAUGCAAAUUCCCCAGUCCCUCCGGCUGGCUUUACCUUCUCCCAAAACCAGAGGGAAGCGGACGCCUGUCGGAAAAGACAAAAAGACCUCAAGGCAGUCGACUCCCGCCAAAAGCCCGGGUCAGGGGUUUUCACCAGAAGCAGCCUCCCCUGUGGCCUCUUCACAGGGCACUGGCCAUGAGGAGUCAGGCCUGGAGGACCUCACCAAGGGCCUGCUCUCCCUAGACCUGAACACAACUACCUCAGCCAAUAGCAGCCCGUCAUCUGUUCCUGUGGGAGGAGCUAGACGGAAGGUCAAGCCAAGUCCUCAAAAAGCAUCAGAAAUGAAGAAGGGUGCAUCACCCCACAACGUGACCUCAGACAACAUGCAGGAAGAGGAAGAGGAAAGCAAAGACAACCCACAGGGGGAUGCACAAAGCACAAAUGAGAUGCAGCCAGCUGCUGAAACUGGUACAGCGGCCACAGCAACAAGUGACCAAGACAGUGUGGAACUGGAGGGAGCUUGCGGCACAUCUAAUAAUAUUUUUAUCAUCUGUGGAGGCGAAGACAUGGAUUCAGGUGCAGUGCAGCCUCUGGCUUGGUGCCCCCAUUUGGAGGCUCUGAAGCCGGUCCCCACCACAGGCAUCAACAUCCAGCAGCCAUGCGACGAGUGUGGCUCAGAGGAAGAGAACUGGCUCUGUCUCCUCUGUUACAAGGUACUCUGUGGUCGCUUCGUUAAUGAACACAUGGUGAUGCAUGGCGCGGUCUCUGGCCAUCCCCUGGUGCUGAGUUUCUCUGAUCUCUCUGUGUGGUGCUACCCAUGCGAGGCCUACAUCGACAAUAAGGCCCUGUAUGAAGCCAAGAACACAGUGCAUGUGGCCAAGUUUGGCCAGGACAUGCCCGUCCCUGCUGCCGAGAAGAUGGGAGACGGAGCCGGGCCGUGAGAAUGUGAGUGUGUGUGUGUGUGUGUGUGUGUGUGUGUGUGUGUGUGUGUGUGUGGAACACGCCCUCUGGUGGCCAGGAGAAGUACUGUUGUCCUGAAGCAAUAUCAGCUGUCACCAGACAGGCUGCGUCUAAAAAUGUGCAGCUUCUUAACGAGACUCAGAAGUGCCUCCAUCAUCUUCUGUCUUCUCCUUGAACCUCUCUGGUGCUCCUCACGUCAGUGUGUUGUCCAGGAAAGUAAAAUAAGCUGACCAUAGCUGUUUAUUUGAAUACAAUUUUUUUUUAAUACCGUUUUGAAUGAUAUCUUAUAACACAGGGUUAUUCUGUCCUUCCAUCUUUUAUUUCUUUCUCCUUUUUUGCUCAGUGCCAAAUUGACAAAUACUCCACUUGAGUGAUGCAAACUUACCAAAAGGACUUAGUGGGAGGUCUUUGUGUUCCUCAGACUACUUCUGCACUCCUCUGCUUGAUGUUUUCUAACUGUAUGCUUACUUUGCGUUCCGUUAGGAAUAGUGUGGGAGUGCAAAAUUAUUUUAGGACUGAACAAAUCCCACCCUGGCCUUUUCAUCAGCUUUGUGCUAAAACAUUGUGUGCUGCUUUAGCUUUUCGUUGGAUUCUACUUCAUAUAUUACUAAAGUAUAUCGUUGAUUUCUGCAGCAGAAUCAUGUGUAAUAUAUUUAGCAAUAUUUUGUCAUCUUCCCCACUCCUCCCCCAUUUUUAUCCUUAUUUAAACAUUGCUUCUCAAUCCAACAGAAAUCAAAUAGAGAUUUUGCUAUCGGUUUUGAGACACAACAGAGCAAGUAAAGAUAUCAGUGUUGUAUUCAAGCAGCUGAUGUACCAUGACGUCAAGCCAAGGCACAUAAACUUACUGUAAUAUUACUGUAUGCCCGGAGACACACUCAUCUUCUAUAGGGAUGGGUGCUGCAGUUAGAUAGCACUUCAUGUGCAGAAUGAUGGUGUUUUUUAAUCUUGGCUAAUCACACACUGCAGUCAAAGAGUUUUUAGAUUUGUUUGUCUGGUUAUCAGCUCAGCUGCAACUUUUUUUUUUCUGAAGUGAGAAUAUCAUAUCGCAAAACAUGUUUCUCUUUGUGAUAAUCACUUUUGUGUCAUAGCCAACUGAACACACAAUGAAAUACGCAUGGUGCCAUAAGGGGGUAGUUCACAUCACCAGCGGUGCACAAGUCACUUUUGGAUAGUGAUUUCCCAGCAAGUUGCAUGCUCUGUAGAAAGCACACGGAACAGUUGGACAAAAUGAAGGAAUUCCCACAUUACUGCAGUUGAUCUCUCCAUGCUCUCGAAUGUUAAACUGCUGCAACUACCUCGCAAAUGCUUCGCAAAAUAUUGAUAUUGUCCUUAUGUGACACAAACACAUACUGUACAUGCCACAUAUGAUAGUGACAGAUGAAGAGAGACAUUAAAAUGGAGGGUAUACCAUUUUUUAACCAAACUGUUUUGGCCAGGACCACUGUGAAAUAUUUCAGGCUUAAUAAAUUGAAUGAGUGAAAGUCAGAACUAGAAAGGAAGGUUUAAUAUAGAACUAGGAGCAAAGCUUUAGGAACAAUACCGACUCAAAUAUUCUUACACUGACUGUAACAUUAAUUAGACAAGGUAGGUCACAUUAAGUGUAUUGGGAGUGCCUGUGCUCAUACUAUUGUGAUGAUCCUUUCACAAAGCUGCAUAAUACAGCAUAAUUUCCUGAAUAAUGAUGGGAAAAUCACAGGUGUAUUUGGAUAAUUAGAUUUCAUGUUCAGGGCUGGGAGGCAUGAAGCGUUCUGGGUACAACAUCAUAAUAACUAUAACAGUUUAUAUAAGUUGAGACACAACCAACAGGGUUACUCUCCCUACAGUUCAGGUUUUGAAAACUCCUUUGACCUCUCAACAGGACUGAAGUCAUGGAAACAGAAUCUGUUUUGCCUCCGCUAAUGAUGUGGAGAUCAGUAAAUGCAACCACUUAGUGUUCAUCAUUAUGGCGUUGAUAAUGCCACUUCAGUUGGAUUUGGUUAGCAUCUAGGAGCCCGACGCGAUCAACUAUUCAACUUACUUGGGUUUACAAGUAAUACAGAAAAUGUAUUCUACAUUAAAGACACACCAAGCCUUUUCAGUAUAAUUAAUAUAAUUUUUUUAUAUAACUUAAUAUUUUUUUUUUCCAUGAAGCAUGUCAAGGUUAGCAGCAAUAGUAAGAAUGUCUAUGCAGAGCAUGGAAAUAUCAAUAUUUAAGAAUGUGGAUCAGAUUUAUCAUGAUAUGAGGGUGUUAUGGAAGUUCAAAUCCUCUUUAACAACACAGUGCAAUACUAUUAUAUAUUUUUGACAUUGGUACCUAAAGACAGUUUGAAGUUGAAUUGUUGAUUUUGUAUUUAUCUUUUAUCAUCUCUCUGCACCUGACGCACAUGUUCAAUGCCAAUGUAUCUCUUCUCAUCUGUAGCAAGUAAUUCCUGUAACUUAUUGUUUAUUCUCUGUAAACAUUCUCAUUAAAUACAUCAAUUGUUGUGA
Molecule: messenger RNA, 5956 nt
Organism: Alosa sapidissima (American shad)
Lineage: Eukaryota; Metazoa; Chordata; Actinopteri; Clupeiformes; Clupeidae
Gene: hdac6
Product: histone deacetylase 6
Exons: 28
Coding region: 124-3471 (1115 amino acids)
Biological process (GO): chromatin organization
Cellular component (GO): histone deacetylase complex
Molecular function (GO): histone deacetylase activity; zinc ion binding
Source: RefSeq, a predicted model, not a curated record